Messenger RNA from Vicia faba (fava bean), 369 nucleotides. The record is from the annotation of a GenBank genome assembly. Lineage: Eukaryota; Viridiplantae; Streptophyta; Magnoliopsida; Fabales; Fabaceae.
AUGAUGAAGGUUUCUAGCUUUUGUUCUGUGUUCUUGAUGGUUGUCACAGUUUUUAUCUUUUUUAGCCUCACAAGUACCACUGGUCUCUCUUGGUUUCCAGAUUUGGUUGGUACAAAAUGUGUUGAUGAAACACCACCAAUUAGAGUUAGCAGGAAACUGAAGGAAAAUGUGAAUAAUAUUAAAAGCAACGAAAAAGGGUAUUUAGAUGAAGAAGGUCGUGUGAGUGUUGAAGAUUACAAUCCAGUUGAUCCAACACCAGGUAGAGAUCAAAAGAAUGUUAAUCCAGGACCAAUUGAACAUGGAACUCCUCUCAUCCCAUUCAUACCAAUAUCUCCACCUCCUAAGCCUGGUCCUGGAGAUUCUUAUUAG